Apaloderma vittatum (bar-tailed trogon) is the source of this 1586-nucleotide messenger RNA. It is a transcript of the gene PFKFB3, whose product is annotated as 6-phosphofructo-2-kinase/fructose-2,6-biphosphatase 3. Gene Ontology annotation, cellular component: cytosol. The coding region runs from base 37 to 1461 and encodes 474 amino acids. NCBI's taxonomy places the organism in Eukaryota, Metazoa, Chordata, Aves, Trogoniformes, Trogonidae. Gene Ontology annotation, molecular function: ATP binding; 6-phosphofructo-2-kinase activity; fructose-2,6-bisphosphate 2-phosphatase activity. Gene Ontology annotation, biological process: fructose 2,6-bisphosphate metabolic process; fructose metabolic process. The record is from RefSeq and is a predicted model, not a curated record. The transcript has 14 exons.
GGGCCGCAGCUUGCCAAUUCCCCGACUGUGAUAGUGAUGGUUGGCCUCCCUGCCCGUGGGAAGACCUACAUCUCCAAGAAGCUGACUCGCUACCUCAACUGGAUUGGUGUCCCGACAAAAGUUUUCAACGUGGGGGAGUAUCGCCGCGAGGCGGUGAAGCAUUACAGCUCCUACGACUUCUUCCGCCCCGACAAUGAGGAGGCCAUGAAAGUCAGGAGGCAAUGUGCCCUGGCUGCCUUGAGGGAUGUCAAGCUGUACCUGACAGAAGAGGCUGGCCAGAUUGCGGUUUUUGAUGCCACCAAUACUACGAGGGAAAGGAGAGGGAUGAUCCUAAACUUUGCCAAAGAGAAUGGGUUCAAGGUGUUCUUCAUUGAAUCUGUCUGCAAUGACCCCACAGUAGUUGCUACCAAUGUUAUGGAAGUAAAAUUGUCCAGCCCUGAUUACCGGGACUGUAAUUCAACCGAUGCCAUGGAGGACUUCAUGAAGAGGAUCAACUGUUACCAAGCCAGCUACCAGCCACUCGACCCGGAUGACUAUGACCGGGAGCUUUCUCUUAUCAAAGUCAUCGAUGUUGGCCGGCGGUUCCUGGUCAACAGGGUUCAGGAUCACAUCCAGAGCAGGAUUGUUUACUACCUGAUGAACAUCCAUGUCCAGCCCCGCACCAUUUAUCUCUGUCGGCACGGCGAGAGCGAGUUCAACCUCAAAGGGAAGAUUGGAGGUGACUCGGGCCUCUCCAACAGGGGCAAGAAGUUUGCACUGGCACUGAACAAGUUUGUUGAGGAGCAGAACCUGAAGGACCUCAAAGUUUGGACCAGCCAACUAAAGAGGACAAUCCAAACGGCAGAAGCUCUCCAACUGCCCUACGAGCAGUGGAAGGCACUCAAUGAAAUCGAUGCUGGUGUGUGUGAAGAUAUGACAUAUGAAGAAAUCAGGGAGCAGCAUCCAGAGGAAUUUGCUUUACGUGAUCAGGAUAAAUAUUACUACCGCUAUCCUUCUGGGGAGUCCUACCAAGAUCUGGUGCAGCGCCUGGAGCCCGUCAUCAUGGAGCUGGAGAGACAAGAGAACGUCCUUGUGAUCUGUCACCAGGCCGUCAUGCGCUGUCUCCUGGCGUACUUUCUGGACAAGAGUGCAGAUGAAAUGCCCUACCUGAAGUGUCCCCUUCACACAGUGUUGAAGCUGACCCCCGUGGCCUAUGGCUGCCGGGUGGAGUCCAUCUCGCUGAACAUUGAAGCCGUCAACACCCACAGGGAACGGCCAGAGGAAGCAAAGAAGGGACCUAACCCACUCAUGAGACGUAAUAGCGUUACCCCUCUAGCAAGCCCAGAGCCCACCAAAAAACCUCGCAUCAACAGCUUUGAGGAGCAUGUGGCUGUUUCUUCCGCCCUGCCAGGCUGUGUUCCUCAGGAAGUGCCCACGCAGCUGCCGGGACAAAACAUGAACAACUCGCAGAAGCCGUCGUGACUCCGUUGGCGCUGUCGCGAGGCCACCGACGGCGGCGACGCCAGCUUCCUAUCCCACCGCCAUUUCCGAAGCUUGCUUAUUGAACCGGUCUCCUCCGUCUGCGGCGAGGGCGACCCUCGGCUGUU